Acaulospora colombiana is the source of this 834-nucleotide messenger RNA. NCBI's taxonomy places the organism in Eukaryota, Fungi, Glomeromycota, Glomeromycetes, Diversisporales, Acaulosporaceae. The record is from the annotation of a GenBank genome assembly.
CAUGCACCCGAGCUUGAGGAUGGAGACGAGAGUUGUCUAAGGAGAUAUGGGACUCCGUGCAAGGAUAACUCGCGAAAUCUCUCAACAAGACAUUCUUCCGUCGUCGAAGUACCGACAGCAAUGGACGAUGGGAGCAGUUCUGUUGUCCAACGGACACCAGAAGAAGUCUGGUGGAUGAUCCUUGACGAUGUGAUCGAUGAACCACUAUUGUAUGCCACUAGUUAUAAAGGAGGUGACUGGUUCAAUGAUGGACACAUGUCAAGGCAGGAGUUUUAUGAUCGAUAUGAGAAACAAAGAAAGGUCAUCGGUUCUGUAUGCCGACUAUGGCAAACUUUCGCGCGAUACAAGAAGUUUCAUAGAGUAGGAUUGAAGGAUGAUACUGAUUGGGAUCAAGAGACGACGGGAAAGGCGCGCCACGUCUUACUCCAUUCGUCCUCCAUACUCUCUCGGUUUGCACCAGGUACGAGUGUAGAAUGGGAGUCCCUCGGACUAGAACUCUCAGAGCAGCUUCCUCGACUCGUUUCGAUGCUCUCAUAUCCCCGCCUUCGACGUCUUGAACUAUCCUUAACAGAACACGUCUCACAGCCCCACCUCCUAUUUACAGAGAUAUUAGGCGUAUUUCCAGAGAUAAAUUGGCUCGAUCUUAACGUCUCCCUCGACUCGGUACCAAACCAAUUUGUUCACACUCCUCCAUCGUUUAUCGAGCUGGAGUUCCUUGAGGCUGGGAAAAUCAUGCCGGUAAGGCCGGAGUAUGUCCAGUAUAGGAAGUCGCCAGAUGUACAUAUCAAAAAGAAAAUAAAGGUAUCGAAGGGACGGAAGGACGAAAUUGGGUAG